Molecule: messenger RNA, 2136 nt
Organism: Cercopithifilaria johnstoni
Lineage: Eukaryota; Metazoa; Nematoda; Chromadorea; Rhabditida; Onchocercidae
Source: the annotation of a GenBank genome assembly
AUGAUCGAUAUUUUAAUAUCAAAUAUAAAUGGUCGUAAAAUUGCGGAAAAUUUACAUGCAUUCACUACUUUACCUCAUUCAGCUGGAACAAAAGAAAAUGCUAAAGUAGCUGAAAAGAUAUCAAGACUUUGGAAAGCUAGUGGUUUAGAAGAUGUUCAUUAUGUGAAAUAUGAUGUACUUCUAUCUUAUCCUGAUUAUGAUAAUCCUAAUCAUUUGCUUAUAUUAGAUAAGAAUGGAAAAAUUCUUUAUAAAACCAAAGGUGUCAGUCCACCAUUGAUACCAAAAGAACAAAGCGCUGAAGAAGCUGGAAUACAAUGGUUAGCUUAUUCUGCAAAUGGAACAAUUCAAGGCAAAGUUAUUUAUUGCCAUUUUGGACGAAAAGAAGAUUUCGAACGUUUAAAAGUUUAUAAUAUUGAUCCUAAGGGUAAAAUAGUUAUGAUGCGAUAUGGUAAAAUUUUUCGAGGCGAUAAAGUAUGGAAUGCUCAAAAAGCAGGUGCUAUUGGUGCUAUUUUAUUUUCUGAUCCUUUUGAAGUAGCACGAAAUGGUAUAGAGAAAGAAAAUGUAUAUCCGAAUACUGAAUGGUUACCAAAUGAGGGCGUACAACGCGGUACUAUUAUACAUGGUCGUGGUGAUCCUCUUACCCCAUUAUAUCCAUCGAAAAAGAAUUUGUAUCGCUCAAAAACUAUCAAAGAAGCUAUGGACGAUUAUGUGCUACCAACAAUUCCAGUACUACCAUUAAGUUAUUCGGAUGCUUACCAUGUACUAUCUAAUAUACAAGGUUUCUUAGCGCCAUUCGAUUGGCAAGGUGGCAUUAAUUUAACUUAUUAUCUUGGACCUGAUAUGAAAGAAAAUAAUGAAAUUCAAAUUACCGUUCAUUCAUCAUUAAAAACCAGAACAAUCCGAAAUGUAUUAGGAUAUAUUCGCGGUACAAUGGAUCCUGAUAAAUAUGUUAUCCUAGGUAAUCAUUAUGAUGCUUGGGUUUAUGGUGCAUUAGAUCCAAAUAGUGGUACGGCAAUAUUAGCUGAAGUUGCUCGAGGUAUUAUACAAGCUAUGAAAAUGACAACUUGGAGACCUGCAAGAACAAUUGUUUUUUGUAAUUGGGAUGCUGAAGAAUAUGGUUUAAUUGGAUCGACAGAAUUUGUUGAAGAUUAUGCUAAUUUGUUAAGCCAACGAGCCGUAGUAUAUUUCAAUGUGGACAAUAUACACUCCAAUUAUUCCUUACAUGUAAGUACAGUACCAACAUUAUAUCAAUUCAUGUCAAAAAUGUCAAAAUUAAUUCCAAAUCCAAUGGAAUCGGAGAGAAAAAGUGGACGAGAAACUCUUUACGAUACUUGGUUCAAGACUUUUCCAAAUGAUAUCAGUUUCUUACCGGAUAUACCAUCAAUGCCAGUUCCAGGAGAUGUAAGUGAUCAUGCAGCAUUCUUGAAUUAUCUCGGUAUACCAGUUGCUGAUAUCACUUACAGGAAUAAGACAUCGAACGAUAAUUAUCCAUUAUAUCAUUCGUUGUAUGAAACGCCAUUCACUAAUGAGCACAUCAUUGAUACAAAUAAUCUGGCGGUUCAUGAAGCUGUGGGUAAAUAUUGGGCAGCAGUUGUUUGCGAAUUUGCCGAUUUACCUGUACUUCCAAUAAAUAUUACGGAUCUUGCGCUUAGCAUUGUUCACGUUUACAUCCCACCAAUUAAACAAUCAUUAAAAAAAUUGAAAUAUUACGAAGAAAUGUUGCACGAUGUUAAACAUCAAUUAAAUUGCCUAUUUAAUGUUUCCAUGGAAUUUCUGGAACACGCGAAAAAACUCGACAAUAUUAUUCGUCAUGCUUUAACCAACUAUAUUACUAAUUUAUAUGAUUUGAAGAAUUUUUCAUGGAUUAAUGAUCGUUUAAUGGGAGUUGAACGAUGUUUUAUCAAUCCGCGUGGUAUACCGGAGCAACCAUCACAACGGCAUUUACUGUUUAGUUUUAGCAAUAAAAACAAAUAUCAUUCUGUUACCAUGGGCACUAUUCAUGAUGCGAUAGAUACAUUCAAGGCAGCAGAAAGUGACGCUGAACGGAUUGUGGCCGGACGUCAAAUUGCAUUUCAGAUAUCCGUAAUUCAACAUUCCAUCGAAUGUGCCAUUAGCACGCUAAAUGAUAGAAUUUGA